Molecule: messenger RNA, 525 nt
Organism: Patiria miniata (bat star)
Lineage: Eukaryota; Metazoa; Echinodermata; Asteroidea; Valvatida; Asterinidae
Product: cytidine deaminase-like
Exons: 3
Coding region: 262-525 (87 amino acids)
Cellular component (GO): cytosol
Molecular function (GO): zinc ion binding; cytidine deaminase activity
Source: RefSeq, a predicted model, not a curated record
CUGCAGUAGUGCUGCGCCGUUGCUGGCCGGAUGAUACCAUUUAGAUCUAUCUACAGCAGCACGGUCAUUUCGCAGAGAGAGAGAGAUCACAGCACCACUAAAUUGUGUUAUGACAGUUUCAUCCAAAUCAAAAGAUUAAUGUACCCUACUAAAACUAUAUUGGUAAAUCGUCCUGUCCACUGUUAAGGGCUGUUACAUUUCAAGUUCCUUCGAGAAAAUACAGACUGUUGACGACCGUUGUUGGACACUUAAUAUAGUAAAAUGAGCGACACUGCUUUGCCAGCUGAGAUUAUGAAGCUCAUAGAACAAAGCCAAGAGGCCAAGACGCAUGCGCACACACGAGGCAAGUUCCGAGUAGGAGCUUCGCUGCUCACGAAAGACGGCAAGGUUUUCAAAGGAUGCAACAUACACAAUGCUUCGCACUCGCUGUCGGUGUGUGCCGAGAGGUGCGCCAUCUUCAAAGCCAUGUCGGAGGGCCACCGAGAAUUCAAAGCCAUCGCUGUCUCCAGGCGAGUAAAACAAUGA